Ictalurus furcatus (blue catfish) is the source of this 3476-nucleotide messenger RNA. RefSeq names its product NAD(P) dependent steroid dehydrogenase-like (gene nsdhl). Bases 363 to 1400 code for a protein of 345 amino acids. The transcript is spliced from 8 exons. Lineage: Eukaryota; Metazoa; Chordata; Actinopteri; Siluriformes; Ictaluridae. Gene Ontology annotation, biological process: steroid biosynthetic process. Gene Ontology annotation, molecular function: 3-beta-hydroxy-Delta5-steroid dehydrogenase (NAD+) activity. The record is from RefSeq and is a predicted model, not a curated record.
ACCCGUAUAUUUUCUUCUUUAACACAGGGAUGCUUAUUGUAUUUGUUAAUGUCAUGGUGAUUUUACAAUUAUUAAAAACAAUUCAAUUCAGGUUAUUAUUUUGUUAAUUAGAAGGUAGAGUAAGAUUUCAUCAAACAAUUUCACCUGUAGCUGAAGGAGGAGAAUAAUCACUGGUCAAAAUAUUGCAAAAGUUUGUUUGGUUUAAACAAAAAAUGGCAAUGAGAGCCGAAAGAAUCGGUUCGUAUUGGUGAACCGAACCAAACGAUCCGACUCACUGAAAAGAGCCAGAAAUCUCAUCAAGUCCAGAGUUGUUCUUUCUGCAGCUGAGUCUAUUAGAUUUGAAUCCUUUCAGUGCUUUAAUAAUGACAACGCGCAUCAGACCGAGCAGUAAAAGAUGUGCUGUCAUUGGCGGCUCUGGCUUUUUGGGGAGGCACCUCGUUGAGCGUCUGGUGGAGAAAGGCUACUCAGUGGCUGUGUUUGAUAUUGCACAGAGAUACGAGGUUCCUGGUGUCGUAUUUCACCAAGGAGACUUGUGUGACAAACAGGCUUUGCUCAAAGUCUUGAAAGAUGUGUCACUAGUGUUUCACUGCGCUUCUCCUUCACCCGCCUGUGAUGACCGAAAUCUCUUCUGGAAAGUUAAUGUUGAAGGCACACGCACUGUUAUCCAGGCUUGCCAAGAGGCCAGGGUGCAGAAACUUGUCCUAACCAGCAGUGCCAGUGUGGUGUUUGAAGGAAUUGACAUCAAAAAUGGAAAAGAAGAUUUGCCUUAUGCAAAAAGACCCAUUGAUUACUACACAGAGACCAAAAUUCAACAGGAGAAGGUUGUCUUGGAGGCAUGCAGUAAAGAAAAAGAUUUCCUCACGGUGGCAAUUCGUCCUCAUGGGAUCUUUGGUCCGCGAGACCCCCAGCUUGUUCCCAUCCUUGUAGAUACAGCACGCAAAGGCAAGAUGAAGUUCAUCAUUGGGGACGGUACUAACCUAGUGGACUUCACCUAUGUGGAGAAUGUAGUCCAUGGUCACAUCCUAGCUGCUGAGCAUCUGAAACCAGACUCCCCACUCUUUGGAAAGGCGUACCACAUAACCAACGAUGAGCCGAUCCGUUUUUGGGAUUUUAUGUCCCAGGUGCUGGUCGGUUUAGGCUACGAAGCUCCUCGCUACCACCUUCCCUACACUCUUGUUUAUGGAAUAGCCAUGCUGCUGUGGCUGAUUACCUUUCUACUGCGUCCUCUUGUGAAUAUCAAGCCCACCUUCACCCCCAUGCGUGUGGCACUGGCUGGCACCCAUCACUACUACAGCUGUUCCCGUGCCAAGCAGGACAUGGGCUACCAGCCAGUGGUGAGGCUGCAAGAGGCCAUAGCUCGAACUGUGGCCAGCUACCCACAUCUGAAAAGAGGAGGAUAAUGUUUUAUUGAAGCUGCAUCAUGUGGACUGUGUGGAUCAGAUUUUGGUUGAUGCCCUCAAGUUAAAGCAGUAGUCUUGUUCCAGUUUAAAUGUGGGCGGAGAAAAAAAGUCACUCAGGAAAUGCUGCACAAGGUUUAUACAGUGCUGUGAAAAAGUAUUUGCCCCCAUCCUGAUUUCUUCUUUUUUUUUAUGUAUAUCUCAUCCUAAAUAGUUUUUAGAUCUUCAAAUGAAAUACAACAUAAAACAAAGGCAACCUGAGUAAACACACAAUACAGUUAAAUUUUUAUUGAAGCAAAAAAAAGUUAUCCAACACCUUUCACCCAUGUGAAAAACUAAUUGCCCCCUUCAACUUCAAAUCUGGUUGUGCCACCUUUGAACCAAACGCUUCCGAUAACUGGAGGUCAGUCUUUCACCUACUUCUAGGAAUAGGAUUUACUCCUAUGCUUUGGGUCAUUGUCUUGCUGUGUAAAGCAGUUGCGUUUAAGUUUCAACUUACAGACUGAAGGCUGGACAUUCUCCUUUAGGAUUUUCUGGUAGAGAGCAGAAUUCAUGUUUCCCUCAAUUAUUGCAAAUAGCACAGACCCUGAAGCAGCAAAGCAUCCCCACACCAUCACACACCCACCACCAUGCUUGACUGUAGGUAUGAUGGUCUUUUUGUGGAAUUAUGUGCUUGGUUUACGCCAGAUGUAAUGGGACGCCUGUGUUCCAAACAGUUCCACUUUCGACUCCUCAAUCCACAGAGCAUCCUCCCAAAAGGUUUGAGGAUCAUCAAGGUGUGUUUUGGUAAACUUCAGAUGAAUCUUAAUGUUCUUCUGGAUUAGCAGCGGUCUUCACCUCACCACUCUUCCAUGGAUGCCAUUUUUGCCCAGUGUCUUUCUGAUACUGAAGUCAUGAACAGUGACCUUGAUGCAAGAGAAGCCUGUAGGUCCUGUAGUUUGAUGUUGUCCUUUGCUCUUUUGUGACUUCCUGGAUGAGUCGUUGCUGUGCUCAUGGAGGAAUUUUGGAAGGUUGGUCACUUCUGGGAAGGUUCACUAAUGUGCCGAGUUUUUCCAUUUGGAGAUAACUGCUCUCGCUGUGGUUCUUUGGAGUCCCAGAGCCUUUGAAAUAGCUUUGUAACCCUUCCCAGACUGACGUAUGUCAAUCACCUUCUUCAUCAUUUCUGGAAUUUCUUUCAACUUUGACAUAGUGUAUUACUGUGUAAGACCCUUUUAAUCAACUUCAUGCUGUUGAAAAAAAUUCUAUUUAAGUGUUGAUUUGACUGAAAAGGGUUUGCAGUAAUCAGGCCUGGUUGCGUCUAAUCCAGCUGAACCCCAUUAUGAACGCAGUUUCAUAGAUUUGAAGAAUGAGUAACUACGGGGGAAAAUACAUUUUCACACAGGCCCAGUUGGUAUUGGAUAACUUUUUUUUUUGCUUCAAUAAAUAACAUUAUCAUUUAAAAACUGUAUUUUGUGUUUACUCGGGUCGCCUUUUGUUUCAUCUAAUGAUUUUGUUUUAAUUUCUGAAACAAUUUAGUAUGAGAUGUACAAGAAAUCAGAAGAAAUCAGGAUGGGGCAAACACAUUUUCACAGCACUGUAAAUAGAAAAUUCUGCACCACUGUGCUUAUUCUAAUACAUUAUAGUUUCUACACUAACAACUCGUUCACAUUUUUUAUUAAAAGUUUAAAAAUGUGAAAUUGUUGCUCGCUUUCUGUGAGGAGACAUUUAGCCUUUUGGGAAGGAGCCGUCAGUGUCGGUGCUUUGCAACCGAGGUAAAGCUGUAAUUUUGACAUUUUCUGACAUGGCAAAGUCUUCAGUUUCUUGUUGUCAUGAGUAACAAGUACGGCUUAAAAAAAAUAUUUUUUUUUUGCCUAAAUAAUUUGAAGAGCGAGCAAAAAAAAGAGAGAGAGGCUGGUUGGGGAACAACUAUUUAUAGUUGCUAUAAUGUAGGAAGUGAUCAUGGGAAUUAAAUUGUCUGUGUUCCACAACAUUGAAUGUAAGUAAUAUAUACCAAUAAAUACUGUGUUCAUCAGUAAAUAAAAAUGUGUUCUUGUUGAUGAUUUGCUGUGGCAUAAGAAGAAUAAAACACUUGGUACAUGC